UCAGAAGAGCCAGCUGUUUACUCUGAACAUGCACAUUUAGUAAUGUUUUGUAGAAUAACCUCACGGAUGAGUCUAAAUGAACAUUAUAGAUGCAGGUUUUAUCUUUAAAGAUUAAAACAAACAAACAGAGGAAACCGACUGCUCCUGUCAGUAGGUGUUUUGCUUCAGUCAGUAGCUGGGCUGUACACCGCGGUGGCUCGAUGCUAAUGCUAAUGCUAAUUCCACACAGAGGAAGCAGAGAACAUUUGUGACUUAUUUCCAGUCAUGUCGCUCUUCACUCGGACUUUUUAAGGCUUGUAAUGUAUAACUCGAUGUAUUUAUGUGCUUCAUUGUACUUUCAUGACGGACCUGGUUGUUAACCUGGUGAAUAUUGUGUUAACCCUGUGUACUAUGGUUAGUUAGUUGUUUCCUGGAGCUGGAUCUCUGACUCUGUGAACAGGACUAUGGGGAGCUGCUGUGCAUCUGGAUUUUACUUAUAUUCCCUCUGUACGUUAUUGCUGUUGAUGUUGAUGUGCCCACCACCUCCUGCCCAGGCUGAAGGUAAUACCAGUCAUGUCCAGGUGGUACAGAAGGAUGGUCAGUUCGAUGUGCCCUAUUUUGACAAGGUGACCAAUGAACUGCAGACCAUCUACACCUUCAACCACACUGUGUCCAGAAACAAGACGGAGGGGGUACGGGUAUCUGUGGAGCUGCGCUCGGAGAACACUAACCCUAGCCCCGUGCUGUUUGUGGUGCGUCAGAAACAGGCUGUGCUCUCCUUUCAGGUUCCACUCAUCCUCCGAGGCCUAUACCAGAGGAAGUACCAGUACACUCAGGUGGGCCGAACCCUGUGCCAGCCACCCACGCGUGCCCUGUCCGAGACCCAGUUUUUCUACGUGGACGUGUCCACCCUCUCAUCGACCAGCGUCAGUUACCGGCUGCAGGUCAGCCGGGUGGAGAGCUUCACCCUGCAGACCGAUAAGAAGUUCAGCUUUAAUGCAACUCCGUCCCAGCCCCAGUUCUUUAAGUACGUCUUUCCGGACGGCGUGGAUACGGUCGUGGUAAAAGUGAACUCUCAGAAGAACUUCCCCUGCUCCGUCAUGUCCAUUCAGGACAUCCAGUGCCCUGUGUUUGAUCUGGACAACAACGUGGCCUUUAUUGGGAUGUACCAGACCAUGACCAUGAAGGGUGCCAUCACGGUGCAGAAGAAGGACUUCCCAAGUAACAGCUUCUACGUGGUGAUCGUGGUAAAGACGGAGGACGAGGCGUGCGGCGGGCCGCUCAGAUUCUACCCCCUCUUACCCGAUGAGCUGUUGGAUGCUGGGAACAGGAGUAAAACUCUGGAAGUGGUCGUCUCACCCGCCAUCAACACUGAAGUGUACGUUGUGGGAAUAGCGUUCUGCCUCGGAAUCUUCCUGUCCUUAUAUGUGCUGACCUUCCUGGUGGCCUGCAUCGAGAACAAGAGAAUGAACAAGAAGAGAGAGUGUCUCUUAAAGCCGGCCGACAUGUCACCCGCCGAAACGGCGUCUCUUUUAGGUAAAGGUCCGACCUCUCCAUACGAGUACGGUUCUUUUGCUGAUAACGGCAGCACAGUGAGUUCAGAACCGGUGACUGACAGUCUGGCAUCGACUGAGACCAACUAUGGAUACAUGGGACAGGAGGCUUUCAAACGACGGCCAAUCAGCUCUCACUACGUAGCCAUCCGCUUCGAACGUUCCUUGGACACGGUGAGUCGAUGCAGACAGGAGUCUCUGAGUUCCGUGGAGGAGGACGACUACGACACGCUGGCCGACAUCGACUCGGACAAGAACAUCGUCCGCACCAAGAAGUACCUGUGUGUCUCUGAUCUGGCUCGGAAGGACAACCGCGUGCUAAGCAAGAAAUACCAGAUCUACUUCUGGAAUAUUGCCACGAUUGCGGUGUUUUAUGCCCUACCCGUGAUUCAGCUGGUCAUCACAUAUCAGACGGUCGUGAACGUGACCGGGAACCAAGACAUUUGCUACUACAACUUCCUGUGCGCUCAUCCUCUAGGAGCUCUGAGCUCAUUUAACAACAUCCUCAGCAACCUAGGCUACGUGAUGCUCGGGCUGCUCUUCCUGCUCAUCGUGCUGCUGAGGGACAUCCUGCACAACCGUGCACUCGUGCGCAACACUGUGAACGCGCUGGAGUGUGGAAUCCCAAAGCACUUCGGCCUGUACUACGCGAUGGGCACAGCCCUGAUGAUGGAGGGGCUGCUGAGCGCCUGCUACCACGUCUGCCCCAACUACACCAACUUUCAGUUCGAUACGUCGUUUAUGUACAUGAUCGCCGGGCUGUGUAUGCUGAAGCUGUAUCAGAAGAGACACCCCGACAUCAACGCCAGUGCCUACAGUGCGUACGCCUGUCUCGCUGCUGUCAUCUUCUUCUCUGUACUGGGAGUGGUGUUCGGGAAGGGAAACACAGCGUUCUGGAUCGUGUUCUCCGUGCUGCACAUCAUCGCCACUCUGCUGCUCAGCACUCAGCUCUACUACAUGGGCCGCUGGAGACUGAAUUCGGGGAUUAUGCGCAGGAUGCUGUAUGUGAUCUACACAGACUGUAUUCGGCAGUGCAGUGGACCCAUGUACAUAGAUCGGAUGGUGCUGCUUGUGAUGGGCAACAUUGUGAACUGGUCUCUGGCUGCGUACGGGUUGAUUAAAAAGCCGAACGACUUCGCUUCGUACCUGCUGGCCAUCGCCAUCUGUAACCUGCUGCUGUAUUUUGCCUUCUACAUCAUCAUGAAGUUGCGGAGUGGUGAGAGGAUCCAGCUUCUGCCGUUCGUGUGUAUUCUCUUCACCGCCGUGGUUUGGGGAUUCGCCCUCUUCUUUUUCUUUCAGGGACUCAGUACAUGGCAGAAAACGCCGGCGGAAUCACGUGAGCACAAUCGGGAGUGCAUCCUCCUCUCGUUUUUCGACGAUCACGAUAUCUGGCACUUCCUCUCCUCCAUCGCCAUGUUCGGUUCCUUCCUGGUGUUGCUGACGAUGGACGACGACCUGGACCUGGUCCAGCGGGACAAGAUCUACGUCUUUUAGCCCGUCGAGCAGCGUCCAGGAAGGGGCGGGGCUCCGGACGGACACUGACGCCGGACGGGCAUCGAACGUGCCAAUCAAACUCGCCACGGCUGAACCGUGACGCCGAGGUUUACACGAUUCAACACGAAUCAGAUCAGAGUCCUGCCACACGAUCAUCAACGCAUUUUAAACCACUGCUGUGUGUGUGUGUGUGUGUGUGUGCCGACCUGUGGCCUUCAUGUUAAGACGUUCGUCUCUGUGGGGUCUGACUGUAGCUCUGACUGUAGCUCUGACUGUAGCUCUCGCUGUUCUUCUGAUCUUCUCUGAUCAUCAAAUGGAAAUGAAUCUUUGCACUUCUGUGAGAAACGAUUUUAGGAGCAGGAACGGUUACUGAAUAAAGUCUUUCUAUGUUUUUCAGUACUAUAAA
Molecule: messenger RNA, 3432 nt
Organism: Trichomycterus rosablanca
Lineage: Eukaryota; Metazoa; Chordata; Actinopteri; Siluriformes; Trichomycteridae
Gene: sidt2
Product: SID1 transmembrane family, member 2
Exons: 28
Coding region: 444-3026 (860 amino acids)
Biological process (GO): RNA transport
Cellular component (GO): plasma membrane; lysosome
Molecular function (GO): RNA transmembrane transporter activity; double-stranded RNA binding
Source: RefSeq, a predicted model, not a curated record